Molecule: messenger RNA, 1398 nt
Organism: Saprolegnia diclina VS20
Lineage: Eukaryota; Oomycota; Saprolegniomycetes; Saprolegniales; Saprolegniaceae
Exons: 3
Coding region: 12-1271 (419 amino acids)
Biological process (GO): protein folding
Cellular component (GO): Golgi membrane
Molecular function (GO): flavin-dependent sulfhydryl oxidase activity; protein disulfide isomerase activity
Source: RefSeq, a predicted model, not a curated record
GUUCGUUUCGAAUGCAGAAGAUCCCGGCCGCGCUGCUGGCCGUCGUCGUCGCGGCCAGCGCGCCGCUCUUUCCCUCGGACCAUGUUAACGUCACGAGCAUGACAAAUGCCACCUUUUACGCGCUGCUCGAAGGCCCCGAGCCAUGGAUCAUUGAUUUCUAUCACCCCUACUGCGCCCACUGCGUCGAGUACGCGGUCGAGGUCACGUCGAUCGCCGCGCACUUUGCGUCGCAACGGGCUGUGCGCGUCGGCGCCGUGAGCUGUCUUGAAGCCAAGGACCUCUGCGCGGCGCAGCACAUGGCGGCCUUUCCGGCCAUCGGCUAUUACAACUUUGGCCUCGGCCGCGGCCUCAAUUAUGUGGACGCUGGCGCACCCCUCCUUGCAGACGUUGUACAGACCGUGCAGACGCUGCAGAAAGGCUUCCACCCCGCCGACCCGAAGGUCGACCACCGACCGUUGGUGCUGCAGUAUCAACCCUUUUCGCCUUGGACGCGGUCCCACGACGCGGUCGCCGCCUUCCUCUUUGGCCUCCACCACCACGUCUUUUACCAGCGAGCGACCUUGCGCCCGGCGCUAUUGGCUGCGCUCUGCGAGUGGAUACACCUCGUGGCAGACGCGAUGACGCACGGCAGUCAUCGUCGCGCUGUGCUUCGUCUGCAUGCCGCGCUGCGCCGCAAGACGACGCUCGAGGCCGACGAAUGGCAGCAGCUCCUCGCGCAGUGGGCCGCGAGCACCGACGACGCUCUUUUCCACGGCGACGGCUCGACGUACUUGGCGUGUACGUCGUACAACUGCGGUCUCUGGAUGCUGCUCCACCGCAUGAGUCUCUCGCCUGCGCCGACCCGCCUCGUGCCGACGCUGCAGCUGUUCAUGCAGCACUUUGGGCACUGCCCGCCGUGCCGCGCCUUCCUAGAGACGUACCAUUCGAUCGAGACACUGGAGAUACUCCAGCACGCGCCGCGACCCGCGAUCGCGUUGCAUAUGUGGCGACUGCACAACGCUAUCAACAGCAUCGCGCGCUCGGCGUGGCCUUCACAAGAUGAGUGCCCGCAAUGUCGAUCGACGACCGACUGGGAGGAAGCGGCGGUUCUCACGUACCUUCACGCGACCUUUGCGACCGCCGAUGCACCCCAUCUUCGCGACGCAACCGGGAUGGCGCCACCGUGGUGGCUGCCAUGGCUAGGUCUCGGAGCUGCAAGCGGUGCUGCCGUCGCCGGCCUUAUAUGCUUCAAGAGCCGUCGACCCAACCAAAGUAGUACCAAGUUGUCUUGAGACGAUAGGAAACUACAAUAUUGUCUUGAGCCGACACGACAUGAUGGCAAUCUAUCAGUGUUUCAAGGUAGUGAAAACAGGUUUAAGGUUUAAAAUGAUGUAAAAUGCUAGACAGCACUUCUGCGAU